Messenger RNA from Ricinus communis (castor bean), 1487 nucleotides. Its product is annotated as carboxylesterase 1. The transcript has a single exon. The coding region runs from base 389 to 1366 and encodes 325 amino acids. The record is from RefSeq and is a predicted model, not a curated record. Gene Ontology annotation, molecular function: hydrolase activity. Lineage: Eukaryota; Viridiplantae; Streptophyta; Magnoliopsida; Malpighiales; Euphorbiaceae.
UGCACCUCAAAAAUUGUCUUAAUCAUCAUUAGAAAUAAAUCAGUACGCUAUAUUUCUUGCAAGUUUCCGGAGUUCCCUUCUAUUUACUUCCAACUUCCAAACAAAACGGGUCUAUAUCCAGUUUACUUUGUGUUUAAAAUUUUCAACAAUUUAUAUUUAAUUGUCAUUCCAAGUGAUCGAAAUUAUAUUUCUUUUGCAUUUUUUACCGCUAAUCUGUGCAAUAAUUACCGACUGUACUGUUCAAUAGAGAAGGCCAAGAGCACGCCACCAAAAUAUUUAUACAAGACAUGAUGACAAGAACAAAAGCUCCAAAUCAAAACAAUCAAUUCUUGCUCUCGUAUAUACUUCCGAUCCAAACUCCGUUAAGAUAUACAUAGCCCCAUUAAACAUGCCAGCAAACGAAACCAUACCAAUCCCUUCUUCCGAUUAUGAACCUAUGAUUAUGUCCAAUCCAGAUGGGACUUAUACUCGUCUCUUGCAAGUGCCAAGCGUCCCUGCGGCACCAGAUCCUAACACAUCCACCUCUCCUGUUCUAACCAAGGAUAUUCCUAUUAACCCAACUAAUCAAACAUGGCUAAGAGUAUAUCUUCCACGCCAAGCGCUUGAUUCCUAUGUCACAGCUACUAACAAGCUCCCUCUCAUCGUUUACUAUCAUGGUGGUGGCUUUGUUUUCUUGAGUGCGGCUUCAAGUCUAACACAUGAUUUUUGCUCAUUAAUGGUUGAAAAAAUCAAUGCAGUGGUUAUCUCCGUCGACUAUCGUCUAGCACCGGAAGAUCGCCUUCCGGCAGCAUAUGAGGAUGCCAUUGAAGCGUUGCACUGUAUUAAAACCAGCCAAGAAGAUUGGUUAAAUGAAUUUGCUGAUUUGUCAAACUGUUUUCUUAUGGGUACUAGUGCAGGUGGUAACAUUGCAUACCAUGCAGGGCUACGAGCAUGUGAACAAAUUCAAGAUUUAUAUCCCCUGAAGAUCAAAGGAUUGAUACUUCACCAUCCAUAUUUUGGCGGGUCAGAGAGAACUGGAUCGGAGCUAAAACUAGUGAAGGACCCGAUUUUGCCACUUUCUGGAAAUGACUUGAUGUGGGAAUUGUCGUUGCCGGUCGGUGCAGACAGGGAGCAUGAGUACUGCAAUCCAGUGUCUGGAAUUGGGUCAAACAUGUGUGAACUUAUUCGGGUUGUGGGUUUCCGCGUCCUGGUUACGGGCUGUUAUGGAGACCCGUUGAUUGAUCGUCAGGUGAAAUUUGCAAAGAUGUUAGAGGAGAAUGGUGUGAGAAUGAUGGCCCAUUUAGGUGAGGGUAGUCAUGGCGUAGAGCUAAUUGAUCCAUCUAAAGCUGAGUCACUUUUUCUGGUUGUGAAGGACUUCAUGUCUUAAUUCUUUAUACGUGUUCUCUAAUCAUAGAAAAUAUUAAUUCACCAAAAAUGAAAAAUACCAAAAUCAUGCAUCUCCGUUCAACUAAAGGUGAUCUCUGGCAUGGAAUAUCUUUUUAUUUUCA